This is a messenger RNA of Beta vulgaris subsp. vulgaris (sugar beet), 1065 nucleotides long. RefSeq lists its product as hypothetical. Lineage: Eukaryota; Viridiplantae; Streptophyta; Magnoliopsida; Caryophyllales; Amaranthaceae. The coding region runs from base 148 to 828 and encodes 226 amino acids. The record is from RefSeq and is a predicted model, not a curated record. The transcript is spliced from 4 exons.
UUACCCUUUCAAGUUGCAAGUCUUUACCGGAAGAUACAAGAGUUGAGUUAAAGCCCCCAACCUCGUCGAGAAAUUCGACCAAUUCAACCCACACUCAAAAUCCAAAAACAAGCGAAAGAAAAAAGAGCAAACAAACAAGUAACAACGAUGAGCUUAUCACUAAUCCAAAGCUACUCUUCUGCAGAAGAAGAUGAACGCGAAGAAUUUAAUCAUCACCACCAUAAUUUCUCCGAAAACGAAGAUGACGACACUGACCCAGAAAACAACGACGCCGUUUCACACUUUCCCUCAACUUACAAUCCUGUAAUUGCCCCAAAUUCUUCCCAUAUCUCUGCUCUUCCCUCAGCUCUCGACGCUUUUUCCGAAAUUUCAGGGCCACCUCAAUUUCUUAAUAAUUGCGCCGAAGAUCAAAGUUUGAGGAGAGAGAAUGUCGUUGUUUAUCGAGGUCGCAAGAAAAGUAGAGACAAGAAAGAUCUGCCUGCUGGUGCUGUGGUGGAGGCCAAGCCUAAUUUAGUUGGGAUUCAUGAGCGAGUAAGGAGUGACAUUGAGGGUAAAGCUUCUUCAACUGCUUCAACUCAGCCUCCAAAAACUCCUGCAGCUACCACAACUGAUGAUGCUUCUCAACCAAGGAUUUGCUUACAAUGUGGAAUACCCAAGACCUACUCCAGUGCCCUUGGGAUGGUUUGUCCAGUAUGUCCACCUGAUGACUCCAAAAAGAAGGGAUCAACCGUUAAAGACAAAGAGAAGGUCAAGAGAAUGAGAGGUCAGUCUUCUCAUGCGACAUGGAAAACUGAGACAGAGAUGCACCUCAGGCAGCAAUUUGAUUAGCAACAUCAAAGGAACAUUAAGUGGAAUGCAAUUGCCUCAAAGCUAGAAUUAGUAUUGUACUUUAAGAUAUUAGUUAGAAAGUUAGUUGGUUUUCUAGAAGGAAUUACUAUUUUGUUAUGAUUGUUCAUUGGUGUGUUCACCUCUCUUAGAAAAAAAAUUCUUUCAAUUUCAAAUUGUGAAUUCGAGCUUCAAAAGUGUGUUGAUUUUAACUUGUUUCAAUCUUUUCCACGUUUUCAA